UGUUUUUUUUUUUUUUUUUAUACCAGAAUCGCAUCUAUAUUUCUAGACACUUUUUAUAUACACAUUUACUCUGUAGUUGUAACACUUUAACGAAACACACGCGGAUGUGGAAUGGAUAUAUAAAUCGGCCGAGCAAUCGCCGCAAGAUCUUAUCGAUUGAGCGAGGAAAUAAGGACGAGUGUCUCCAUCGGAAUCAAUUAUCGCGUACGCGAGUGCAUCGUCAGACGUGUCCGUGCCAAUGGAUAAACGCUGCUUUCUAGUGGGAUGAAUGAACGUGACCGGUGGAAUUUCUUCGCACGGAUGUGAGAGAGAGUUAAGACGAGGCACGUGCUUGGUGAAUCGACGAAGAUUUGCGGAUGGCCGCGCGUGCCAAACACGCCUGAAAGAAUCAACCGUUAUGACGUGAUCCAGCAGCAAGAGGACCUUUAGACAGAGAAGUGGCUCACAAGGAUUCCACGGUUAUUUUAAGAGCGUCGGUGCGAGCAAGCAUAGUUUCUGGCUGAAAAGUAGAAACUGACGUGCACGCGUGUCUCCGAUAAUAGUCGAUAAUAAUAACGUUGCGGAACAAAGACUGCGAGGGAAAUCGAACGCGUGACAGGCUUUAAAUUUCCUACUGUUAUCUUUUUCUUUUUGUACGAUCGAGGAAAGCGCAAACGCCGAAUAAAUCAAACGAGAAAGCGGGAACAAAAGAGACGAAGCAUGGAGGGACGACGGAAAAUCGAGAUUGUCCGCGUGCCUUCGAACGAGCGCGGUAACUUCCGGUCCGCGGUGGAUGGUGUCCGCAGUAGUUACAACUAUAUUCGUGUGGGCACGUACUGCCAGGAACCGGAAGUCAAAGUGGUAGUUUGCGACAGUAAACCGCCCAUCGAGCAGAGUCGAAAAUUCAAAAAGCAUUUGGGACCAGUUUCGAAGCUGCUCAGACGUCGUCAUCACACGGCAUAUCUCGCGACAAAAUCCUGUGAUAAUAUUUAUAGCGUGAAUAGAAGUACUAGCUCUUUAGACUGGAGAGUUAAUCAAACGACGAACGAGGUUCAAGGCUUUCAGUCUCGUCAGAGUAGCAGCCUCGAUUGGCGAGUAGGAAGAUCCAUCAACAAACUGCAUUGGAGGGACACGACACGAAGCGCGGAACAGCUUUCGAGAAGUGGAGCAAUCAGUUCUGAUCAUAUUCAAACACCCAGUACAAAGUCGAAAUUGAUCUCGUUGUUACGGAGAUUGUCACCGCGACUCUCCCGACCAGGGAGUAAAAGUUCCUUGCAAGCCUCGCCGACGAUUUGCCCGUGGGUGCAGGUAGAGUACUCGUCGGAGUCGAUCAACGACGGGCUGCGAGAAGACUCGCAGGAAUGCGACGUCAGCUUCCAGAGAGAGCUGCAGCUAAACGAACUGAGGAAACGCAUGGCUGGAAUCCCUACCACUUCUCAGGUUACCACGAAAGUUACCAAGGAUGGCAAGGAACAGCAAAGCUCGACACAGAUCAGGAUACACGUGCAACAACCAGAAAAUGAUUGUACUAACGCAUCGAAAUCGUAAGCUUUAUUUUUUUUUUUUUUUUUUUUUUUUUCUCAUUUCGUUUCUUUCUUUCGUUUCAACCACACCUAGAACAAUUUCUCGCUUUUGCAUCGAACGUCAAAUGUGAUGGAUAUGAUAUAUCUCCAGAAUCCCGUGCGCUUUAAAACAGAGCAAGUAUAUAUACUUCCAGAUCCCUGCAUGCAACCUAAUCAAUUGCACCUAA
Heterotrigona itama is the source of this 1729-nucleotide messenger RNA. Lineage: Eukaryota; Metazoa; Arthropoda; Insecta; Hymenoptera; Apidae. The record is from the annotation of a GenBank genome assembly.